AUGGCUGAGGGGUGGCCGAGCUGCCUGCAGGCAGCAAAGGACAGAAGGCAGGAGGGCAGCAUGAGGUACACGGAACUGGAUGACAGCCUGACCAGCCUCAUGUGGCUGCAGGACUUCUCAAUCCUCAACACCAGCAUGGGCAAGUCCUCUUACUGCACCAGUGGCCCGGACCCCCACGACUGUCACAGGAUUCCCAGUUUUGCCGCCCCGUGCUCACCACUGGCCGCCGACCCGGCGUGCAUGGGCAUGCCCCACACUCCCUGCAAGCCCAUCUCCUCUUCCACCUCGAGGACGGCGCACCACACCGUGACCGUGCACCCUCAGCUCGCGGAGGACAUUGACUACAAGACCAACCCGCACGUCAAGCCACCCUACUCCUAUGCCACCCUCAUCUGCAUGGCGAUGGAAGCCAGCAAGAAGCCCAAAAUCACCCUCGCCGCCAUCUACAAGUGGAUUACUGACAACUUCUGCUACUUCCGACACGCUGAUCCCACCUGGCAGAACUCCAUCCGGCACAACCUAUCCUUGAACAAGUGUUUCAUCAAGGUGCCCCGGGAGAAGGGUGAGCCAGGCAAAGGUGGGUUUUGGAAGCUUGACCCCCAAUAUGCUGACCGGCUCAAGAACGGUGCCUUCAAAAAGCGGAAGAUGCCCCCAGUGCAGAUCCACCCAGCCUUCACCAAAACAGCCCAGCAAGAAACACGGUGUGUCACCAGCCCAGCCCCUUUGGCUUGUACCUCCAAUAACAUCCUCAAUGUCAACACGGAGUCCCAGCAGCUGCUGAAAGAGUUUGAAGAAGUCACCAGUGACCAGAACUGGAAUCCAGCAGAUGGCAAAGCUGGGCAGAAGCGCAAGCAGCCCUCACCCAACCGAACAGCCAAGGUGUCUCGGCUUUCCAACUCUGCCUUGCUGACCCAGGAAGAGCAGACCGAGCUGGGAUCACUGAAAGGUGACUUUGACUGGGAAGCAAUCUUCAACACCAACCUGAACGGAGACUUCUCCACUUUUGGGGAUCUGGAGCUCACGCCUCCAAUCAGCCCCAUAACACGUGACCUGGACUUGACAGUACACGGCCACCACAUCGACUGUCCCCAGGAACAGGAGCAGGAGCAGGUCCUCACUGAAUCCAAUCAGAACAACCUGGACUUUGAUGAAACCUUCAUGGCCACUUCUUUCCUGCAGGAUGCCUGGGACGAAGGGACAAAUGAUUACCUCUCCGAUUCCGUCAACGUGGAGCAGUUGUUUGAACUCAACGAUGUCUCUUUGCCAGCAGAUAUGAGCGACUGGGGCAGUUUGGCGUCCCUUUUAUAA
Molecule: messenger RNA, 1308 nt
Organism: Charadrius vociferus (killdeer)
Lineage: Eukaryota; Metazoa; Chordata; Aves; Charadriiformes; Charadriidae
Gene: FOXJ1
Product: forkhead box J1
Exons: 2
Coding region: 1-1308 (435 amino acids)
Biological process (GO): regulation of DNA-templated transcription
Molecular function (GO): sequence-specific DNA binding; DNA-binding transcription factor activity
Source: RefSeq, a predicted model, not a curated record